Molecule: messenger RNA, 294 nt
Organism: Ascochyta rabiei
Lineage: Eukaryota; Fungi; Ascomycota; Dothideomycetes; Pleosporales; Didymellaceae
Exons: 1
Coding region: 1-294 (97 amino acids)
Source: RefSeq, a predicted model, not a curated record
AUGAAUCAUACUUCUCUACACCGGCAGUCUGACAGCUCGCGCCGUGUCAGCUUCGAGCAGCGGACUGUACCGAAGCGAGAGAGUUUGACGCAAUGGAAGCAAGAGCGGGAAGAAGCCAAAGCAAGCACGUACACCGACCACAAGGCGAGGAUGCAGGAACGCGUUAGGCGUGCGAAUGAGCUAGAGGAAGAGAGAGAGAAAGAGCUCGUGUUGAUGGGCAAGCGUGUCGGCAAAACUGAGAGUAGAAGCUGCUUCGGUGGGUUGUUCACUGUGCUGAGAGGCAAGAGCGGCUGA